AAUUGACUAAGUUACCAGGUAAUUCUAUGAAUAAUUUAGGUUAGUACAGUUAACAUUUACAAAAACAAAAAUAUACCUCAAGAGAAAUGUGACAGUUAUCAAAAAUACUCAUGAUGUAAAACUAGCUUUACACUAUAUCAAGGUCAUUUUGCAAAUACAAUAACCUUAUAUUCUGGAAAUUUCUCUAUACUCGUUCAUUUAAAGUGAAGAUUUCACGUGGUGUAGAUCUGUGAUCUACGUUUAUACUUUUUUAUCAAAAAAGUAUCUUUAGUAAUAAAGUUUAUUUAACAAAUACUAUGGGAGACGUAGAAAAAGGGAAGAAAGUAUUUAAACAAAGAUGUGAACAAUGCCAUACAGUAGAGGCAGGUGGUAAGCACAAAACUGGGCCUAAUCUACAUGGAUUGUUUAAUAGGAAAACUGGUCAAGCUCCUGGUUUUGCUUAUACAGAUGCCAAUAAAUCCAAAGGUAUCACUUGGUGUGAUGAAACAUUAUUUAUUUAUCUAGAAAAUCCCAAAAAAUAUAUUCCCGGUACAAAGAUGGUGUUUGCUGGAUUGAAGAAACAAAGUGAGAGGAAGGAUUUAAUUGCUUACCUAAAAGAAUCCACCAAAUAACACUAGAGUAAUUCAUCUGUUCAAACCAUUGCUUUAAACACCAAAGCAAUUGGUUUUAGGAAAUUGAAAUGGUGUUGCGUGUACCAUCUGAUCUGCGAUAUUAUAAGGACACAUUAGAUUUGCAAUUGAAGAUUCUGAAUUAAAAUAUGGUUUAUGAAACCUAAAAUAUUGCUAAAUAUUUUCUUAAUAAAUUUUAUAUUAAUAAGUGACAAUGUUUAUAACGAGAUUCAUUUAUAUUUUGCAUUUAUAUUUUGUAGCAUUUAUAAUUCCAGUAUUAUUUAGUCGUGAACUUCACAACAGUUGAAUUGCUAUUUUUAUAAAAUACAACUUGUGUUUUUGUCAAUUUGUGUCCAAAUAAAUUAUUUAUUACUA
Diorhabda carinulata is the source of this 983-nucleotide messenger RNA. Its product is annotated as cytochrome c. NCBI's taxonomy places the organism in Eukaryota, Metazoa, Arthropoda, Insecta, Coleoptera, Chrysomelidae. The coding region runs from base 297 to 611 and encodes 104 amino acids. Gene Ontology annotation, biological process: mitochondrial electron transport, cytochrome c to oxygen; mitochondrial electron transport, ubiquinol to cytochrome c. Gene Ontology annotation, molecular function: heme binding; electron transfer activity. The transcript is spliced from 2 exons. The record is from RefSeq and is a predicted model, not a curated record. Gene Ontology annotation, cellular component: mitochondrial intermembrane space.